This is a messenger RNA of Melozone crissalis (California towhee), 3203 nucleotides long. RefSeq names its product RAN binding protein 3 (gene RANBP3). Gene Ontology annotation, biological process: protein export from nucleus. Gene Ontology annotation, molecular function: GTPase activator activity. The transcript is spliced from 18 exons. NCBI's taxonomy places the organism in Eukaryota, Metazoa, Chordata, Aves, Passeriformes, Passerellidae. Gene Ontology annotation, cellular component: nuclear pore; cytoplasm. The coding region runs from base 68 to 1831 and encodes 587 amino acids. The record is from RefSeq and is a predicted model, not a curated record.
GCGGGGCCCGCGGCGAGCGGUGUCGUCCGGCCGCGCGAUGCAUUGUGGGCGCGGCUGAGGAAGUAAAAUGGCGGACCUGGCGAACGAAGAAAAACCUGCCAUUGCCCCACCUGUCUUUGUAUUUCAAAAGGAUAAAGCACAGAAGUCCCCUGCAGAGCAAAAAGCUUUGUCGGAUUCAGGCGAGGACCCCCAGGGAGAGGUUGAGCCCCCCUGCCAUGGUCUGGGUCACACAGAACCAGCUGGUGAGUGCGACUCUGAGCACCCUGCUCCUGCUGUGGCCUCAGUCAGUGCUACCCUGAGUCCUGCUUCUGAAGCCCAGCUUGCUCCUAUUCAACAAGAACUGGCAGGGAGAUCUGCAGAUGGAUCAAGUCCAGAAGAUGGAGAUGAAUCUGAUCGAGAGGAUGGAAGCUACUGUCCACCUGUAAAACGAGAGAGAACUUCAUCUUUGAAUCAGUUCCCUCCUUCUCAGUCAGUAACAAAGAACAAUGUCUUUAUGCCAUCAAGCUUUUGUGAACCCUCUGCAGGCAAUUCUGACUCAGAACCAGAGGAAAAGAGCAGUGGAUUCCGGCUGAAGCCACCAAUACUUAUCCAUGGUCAGGCACCUAGUGCAGGUCUCCCUAGCCAGAAACCAAAGGAACAGCAGCGAAGUGUGCUCCGUCCAGCAGUACUACAGGCACCGCAGCCAAAAGCUUUCUCACAGAUGGUUCUCAGCAGUGGCACCAAUGGUGUAAAUAUCCCUCCAGAUUCUGCAGCCACAUCAGAAUCACCAAGUGAUGCAACAUUGAAAAGUUCAGACUCUGAAGACAAGACAGCAGAAUGUCAGAAAAAGGAGUCCAACAAUACUUCAGAUGAUGACUGCUCUGAGAAGGUUGAGCUAAAUGCACAGCAAGCAUUCGUUUUUGGGCAAAAUUUACGAGAUAGAGUUAAGCUAGGAGAUGAAAGCAAUGAAACUGCCGAUGUGCAGAAUGCUGGCCUUCUGACAUCAGAUAUACCUUCUGCAACAAACUAUUUUCUACAGUACAUCAGUUCCAGUGUAGAGAACUCUACGAACAGUGCAGAUGCAUCUAGCAACAAGUUUGUUUUUGGACAGAACAUGAGUGAGCGAGUCCUAAGCCCACCAAAAUCAAAUGAAGGUAGUACAGAGAGUAAUAAGGAGAAUGCUGCUACAGAGUCUGGGUCUGAAUCGUCUUCUCAGGAGGCCACGCCAGAAAAAGCUAAUAAUAUUUCAGAAUCACUGGCAGAGUCUGCAGCAGCCUAUACUAAAGCAACAGCAAGGAAGUGUUUAUUAGCGAAGGUAGAAGUGAUUACUGGGGAGGAAGCUGAAAGUAACGUGUUACAGAUUCAGUGCAAGCUGUUUGUAUUUGAUAAAAGCUCUCAGUCUUGGGUGGAAAGAGGUCGAGGACUCCUGAGACUCAAUGAUAUGGCCUCAACAGAUGAUGGAACAUUACAGUCUCGGCUGGUGAUGAGGACUCAGGGGAGUCUCAGGUUAAUCUUAAAUACCAAGCUCUGGGCUCAGAUGCAGAUCGAUAAAGCCAGUGAGAAGAGUAUCCGGAUCACCGCCAUGGAUACAGAGGACCAAGGAGUUAAAGUUUUUCUUAUAUCAGCAAGCUCUAAAGAUACAGGGCAGUUGUAUGCUGCAUUGCACCAUCGGAUCUUGGCCUUGCGCAGUAGAGUGGAACAAGAGCAAGAAGUCAAGAAUGCAGCCCCUGAACCAGAGGUAACGCAGUCAAAUGAGGAAGACAGUGAUGAUGAUGAUGUCAUUGCACCUUCAGGAUCAGUUGGAAGUGGUCCUAAUGAUGAAGGUGAUGGGCAGAACGUUGGCAGCACAUAGCAGAUGUGAGCCAAUCUGCUUGCAAGGCUGCUAUGAACACCAUCUUGCAGGCAUCUCUGGAUACCCCAGGCCAGCAAUUCUUUCAGGAGGUUUAGAAAGCUCCAGGACUUAAGAACUGUGCACCUCUGUUCUGUUUGUUUGGGUUUUUGGUCUGGAUCAGUAGAUUCCACACAAAAAAUAGCAGACUUGAAAACUACCUGAAUGUGGUUUGGGACGUUGAAAGCUCAUCAUAUUGAUGAGCAAAAAAAAAAAAAAAUCCAACCCCAAAACAACAUAAACACAAAAUGCAACCACCCCCAACCAUUUCCCCUCUUCCUUGUAAUUAAAAUGGCACAUUACAGUUUGUCACAGCUUUUCAUUGGGACCUUUUGGCUGUUUCUUCAAUAGUUCAUGUCUUGCAGGUCUCCAAGAUAGAACUUUUUGACAUGGUUCCAACUUGAAUUCUGCUUUUAUAACCCCUACUCCCCUUUACGCAGGGAAACCCGGUCCUCACUAGGCUCCUAUGCUCACUGGCUGCCCUUUUGGGUUCAUUUGUUCUUUUUGGACUUUAGAUGGGGCAGGUUAUGUUUUUACCAUUUAAUCCCAGCAUAGGUUGUGGAUGUGGGCACCAUUGUUUGCUGUCUAGUGGGUUUGUAAACAGAAAGAAACAAAACAUUGUGGUUCACCAGAAGAGCUUUUUUAAUGCGAUAAGAGACUUUAAAGUCUGCAGGACGUUUUGCUAACUCCUUUUUUCUUCCCAUUUCAUUAUUAUUUUUUGGGGAUUUAUAUUGUGGUGAGACUUUUUUAUUUUAGUUUUUCAAUAAGAUGCUCUUGUGUGUUAAAAAAGUGAAACUAUUGUUUUGUACUGUUCUUUUCUGUUACUAUUUAAGGGAGAGCUAAGCCACUAUAUAUAAUAGAUGUUGCAUACAAUUUUUCUUAAAAAAUUUUGUUUCUGUGGCUACAGUAAAGUGCAGGAGGCAUACAGGUUACACCUUCAGAAAAGUUAAUGACAAAACAGCUGUUAGCCCUUGGAAGAAUAAAAUAGGCUCAUGUAAUGAGCUCUGCCAGCCAUUAAAAUAAAUCUGUAUAAUAAAGCAGCUCUCAUUUAAUGGCUUGAUUCAACAAGCCAUUUAAGCACUUGCCUGACUUAACUGUAUGUGAAUAAUCUUACUGAAGUCAAUGCAACUCUUCGUGCUUAAAGUUGAGGACUUUUUUUUUAAAUCUUGCUGAAUUAAUGGCCUUAAAUAGAAAAUUUAACUUCUAAACCCUUCCUGUCCCUGUUCCAUUUCCUGAAGUCUUGCAGCAUGAAGAAAAAGGUAAUACUCCCAGCCUUGAGUAGUUUGGGCUGAAGGUUAUUGUAUUCUAUUCCACCACAAAUAAAAGCAAAAAUGUG